Messenger RNA from Strongylocentrotus purpuratus (purple sea urchin), 1634 nucleotides. RefSeq names its product dopamine D2-like receptor. The coding region runs from base 45 to 1220 and encodes 391 amino acids. NCBI's taxonomy places the organism in Eukaryota, Metazoa, Echinodermata, Echinoidea, Camarodonta, Strongylocentrotidae. The transcript has a single exon. Gene Ontology annotation, biological process: chemical synaptic transmission; G protein-coupled receptor signaling pathway, coupled to cyclic nucleotide second messenger. Gene Ontology annotation, molecular function: neurotransmitter receptor activity; G protein-coupled serotonin receptor activity. The record is from RefSeq and is a predicted model, not a curated record. Gene Ontology annotation, cellular component: dendrite; membrane.
UCGAGCGUCUGGAUUCAAUGCAGUAAACAGCAUCCGAUGUUAUUAUGCAGUUUACAUCGCAGGCGUCAUCAACGCCUCCGUUGUCGGUUUGGAUGCUGAAUGAAAGCCUCGAGCUUAGCACUGAAAUACUGUUUACAUCCGUGUCUCUUAUCAACUCAUCGAUCGAAUCGUCCGUUUCGCAAGAAAACCCCGAUCUCACGAUUUAUGUUGUUUUGAUAUUUGUCGUACUACUGCCGCUGUCGAUAUGCGUUCUCGUCGGGAAUAUUCUAGUGAUCAUCGCUGUGUACAAUAGCUUCUACCUUCGGGAGCGAGUUUUCUAUUACGUCGUAGGAAGCAUGGCAGUCACCGAUUUACUUGUCGGCUUUUCCAUCAUACCCUUAUAUUACGCAGCUAUCUUUGUUCAAACAGUGAAGGAGAGUCUUUACGGCUGCAUGACUAUGAUAAGCAUCGUGAUGAUACCAAGCACCAUAUCAAUACUCCAUGUUCUCAUCAUCGCUGCCGAUCGGUACAUCGCCGUUUUCUAUUCCUUGGAGUAUAUACGCCUGGUCACAAAACGGAGAAUUUUCAUCACCAUAGCUGUAAUAUGGGCAUUUGCACUUGUACUCCACUCUUUGCCGUUUGUGGGGUGGAGGAAGACAAAUUCCGAUCCAAACUUCGUCAUGCAGUAUUGCUUCACGGACCAGUUCUGGACACCAUCAUUUGCAUGUUUUCAGUUUGGUCUCACAGUCGUAGCCCCUCUCUGCAUCAUGAUUGGUAUCUACGCACGGAUAAUUGGAGCUGCGCGUCAUCAAGCGCGUCGAGUCGACGCGCAACAGGAAUUCGCCUUCAAUAGAAGCGAGGCGAAUGGGCAGUUAUCCAUUAUUUCUGCCGAUGUCGAGAGCAACAGCCAUUCUUGUGAAUCGCAAGCCCCUGCCGUCAGGAUCCGUCGCGGCCCAACAACGGCCGAGUUGAAGGCCACAAAGACAUCAGCCAUAGUGCUAGGUACGUUCCUUGUAUGUUGGUUGCCCGCAUACUGCAUCCAUAUAUCGUUCACAUUCAUCAACAGUAACCGGCCAGAACCGCUCCAUAACCCAACGAUUGGUCUCCUGCAAGCUAUGUCCAAUCUCCUUCCCUUCAUUAGUUCUGUAGCUAACCCUGUCAUUUAUGCCUUUCGCUACAAGGACUUCCGCAAAUCGUUCAAACAAUCGCUUCAAUUUUCUUUUUGGCGACGGGGAAAUUAAUCUUUCUUGUCUAAAACACAAUUGCUUUAAAUUUUCGAACUUAAAGGACAUUAACCAAAGAAUAAUAAAUAUUUAGCCGAGGAAUUGGGAGUGAGACUCUUAUCUCCCCGAUUGAAAGUAGAUUAAACGUCCAUUUUUCCUCUGAGCAGACGCUGUAUGAAACUGGCAAUUUGUACGAAACGAUGAUUAUAUUCAAAAUGAAUUAGCAGACUGAGCCAGACUGAUAUUUCAGUAGUAACACCGACAUGACUGACCGACAUAGGCUAAUACUUCAGUCACACUGCCAACCCAACUCUUAACCAACCGAUUCUUAGCCACUUGGGGGUAAUAUAAUGAUUUGUUCGGUCUGUUUUCGGUUGGGGUCCAGUCUCAUUGUGGUGUAGUUAUUGUUUGUAAUUAUUGCUGUAUCAAAAU